AUGGCACUUGUGAUGUAUUUUGUGCUUUUGCUUGCCCUCACUGGCCAUUCAAGUGCUCUUUACUGUGUGUGUAAAGAUGGUGUGGGUGAUCAAGCUCUUCAGAAAGCAAUAGAUUAUGCAUGUGGUGCAGGAGCUGAUUGUACCCCUAUUCUUCAGAAUGGAGCAUGUUUCCAACCUAACACUGUGAAGGAUCACUGCAACUAUGCCGUCAAUAGCUAUUUCCAGAGAAAGGGUCAGGCUCAAGGAAGCUGUGAUUUUGCUGGUGCUGCCACCCCAAGCCAAAAUCCACCUACUUCAGCAUCUACAUGUGUUUACCCCUCAACUCCUGGCAAUGCAGGAACAGGCACCACAGGAACCCCAACAACCACUACACCAACAACAGGCACACCAUCCACCUUAACUCCAACCACUCCCACUAGUACAACUCCAGGCACAACCACUGGCACUGGCACAGGCAGCACCAGUGGUAGUACCACCGCAGGUAACCCUAAUGUGUUUGGAAUUAGUCCAACAUCUUCAACUGGAACAAGCUUCAAUGAUCCAAACACAGGAGUGGUUCACUUGAAUGACACAUGCAUGUUGCUAUUGUCCUUGUUUCUCACCAUUUUGCUAGUGUUGAGGGUCUAA
Molecule: messenger RNA, 627 nt
Organism: Sphenostylis stenocarpa
Lineage: Eukaryota; Viridiplantae; Streptophyta; Magnoliopsida; Fabales; Fabaceae
Source: the annotation of a GenBank genome assembly